Aspergillus clavatus NRRL 1 is the source of this 627-nucleotide messenger RNA. Its product is annotated as ESCRT-III subunit protein VPS20. The coding region runs from base 1 to 627 and encodes 208 amino acids. Gene Ontology annotation, cellular component: ESCRT III complex; multivesicular body. Lineage: Eukaryota; Fungi; Ascomycota; Eurotiomycetes; Eurotiales; Aspergillaceae. The transcript is spliced from 3 exons. The record is from RefSeq and is a predicted model, not a curated record. Gene Ontology annotation, biological process: late endosome to vacuole transport via multivesicular body sorting pathway; vesicle budding from membrane.
AUGGGAAACACAAGCAGUUCUCAUAAGAUAUCUGCUCAGGAUCGGGCUAUACUAGAUCUGAAAAACCAACGUGACAAACUUCGACAGUAUCAGAAGCGUAUCACCGUCCUCACGGACCGCGAAACUGCCAUUGCCAAGGAAUGCCUUGCACGCGAUGACCGCAGGCGCGCCCUCCUGGCACUUCGCCGCAAGAAAUAUCAGGAAUCACUGUUGACCAAGACGGAUUCGCAGUUGGAGCAGUUGGAGCAGCUGACCAGCCAAGUUGAGUUCUCGCUGGUCCAGAAAGAUGUUCUCUUUGGCCUGCAGCAGGGAACCAAGGUGCUACAAGCCAUCAAUAAGGAGAUGGGCGGUAUUGAAGCAGUAGAGAAACUUAUGGGGGAAACAGAGGAAGCCAGGGCUUACCAAGAAGAGAUCAGCCAAAUGCUUGCAGGCCAGUUGUCAAAUCAGGAUGAAGACGAGGUUGAGGACGAGCUAGAAAGGCUACAACAAGAAACACAGGCUAUCAAUCUCCCCAAAGUCCCCACAGCACCCCCAUUGGUGGUGGAAGGCGAAGAGGAGGUCGAUAUGGAGGAAGCAGAAAGAACAAGGGCCAGGGCGAAAACGCGUGCCGCAAUACCCGCCUCCUGA